AGUACGUGUGCGUACAACAAACCGCAUCAUCUCAAUUCACAUUCUUUAUCAUUUAAAAGGAUAUUCAUUUAUGCAAAGGUAAAGGAAAUGUCAAAUCGAUUCAAGUUUUUCGCUGCAAUUAGAGAAUAUGAUGUCGAGGGUGAAGUGUUGUUAAAAAUCAUCGGUACUGGUUCCAAUAACAAUCUAGCAUAUCGUAUUAUGGAAUCAAGACUAAAUGAAGUUGGCAUAAGACUGGGUAGUUUUUUAUCUGCUGUUGCUCAGAUGGGGGAGCCCAUCAGAGAUUUCGUGGCUGAAGAGAGAAAUUUAAAAGUCACCAUUGAUGGUAGUGUUGCCAAGGUAGAAGACAUUGAAGGCAAUUUGGAAAAAAACGAAGAAGGAGUUUUAGUAUUCCGUACAGAAGACUUUGGAUUAGUUAGAGCUCUUGAUCAAAAGCUUUCACCGGGCCAAUAUCAAAUAACUGUUCGAGCAACAAAAUUUUUGGAAAGAAAAAUAUUCACCACAAUGAAUUAUUGUGCGGAAGCUCAGAAGAUUGCUCCAUUGGUGACUGCAACAGAAAGUGGAUCAAUAUUCAAAAGAGUUGCCUCAAUCUUUCAAAAAUCGCCACAAGAAAACAUCCCUGGGUCGACAUGCAACCAAGCUAAUGAGAACCAACAAAGAAGGAUGAGCUUUAAAUUGGAUAAGAAACAGGAAGAAUUGAUGGUCCGUAUUGCUGAACUUGAAAAUGGAGAAAAUCACGGAGGAAUAAUUACUACUACUACAGCCACAAAUGAUCUCCGAAUAAGACAAGUAUUGAUUGAACACAUUUUGCAACAAAGAUCAUUGCACAAACGCGAAGAGUCACAAGCUAAUAGAACUUUGAUAAUAGGGUCGCCCAGUUGGAUAAAAAAGUUUGAGGGACCUCUUGAAAAUAUCACAAAAAGUUCACAAAACAAUGAUUUUUCUUUCAUUUUCUUCAAUGGUAUCAGAAGGCCUCCAACUCUGACUUCUAUCAGAAAAAAAAGAAAAAGAGCGGGAAAAGACAUCGUUCUCAUAAACUACUAUUGGCUAGAAACUAUACAAAAUUUGCCAGUCACAUGGGAGCGAAUCAUUUUCCAUGAUUUUACUUUGAAAUUUGUCAAGAGCAACACAGUACCACCAUUCCGAGCACUUUGUAAAUUGAAAGCCACGUUUCGCUGGUGCAUCACUGAAAAUCACAAACAAGACCGUCUGGUGAAAUUUUUCAAUCCUUCGCUUGGUUACAUCUCGUAUUUUGAUGCUGAAGAGAAAAUGAAGUCAACAAAGAAAAUUGAAGAAUUCUUGAAACGAGUCAACCUGUAUUUACCGAGUGCAGAACCAACAGAUAGAAUUGGAUUUGUUUUGGACUUGAAGCAGAAGGAAAUGAUGGCCUCUAUGGAGAAACGUGAAGAUGGAGAUGAUCAAGGAGGAAUAGUCACUGUGGCUACAAACGAUCGUCAAAUAGAUCAAGUAAUAAUUGCAUAUAUUCUGAAACAAAGGGAACAAGGAACGUCUCGGAAAAAAGUUAAUUUAAUCGUUGGGACGCCCAUGUGGAUGAAAUCAUGGAAGUUACAAUUCGAUGAAUUCAUUAAGGCAGGACUACUGAAUGACAAUGAUCUAACCAUUUCCUAUUUUUACAACCGGACAAAGUCUCGCAAUUCGAAUGAACUUGCUAGAAAUGAUAUCGUCAUCACUACAUACGAUACGCUGAAGAAAGAAGCGAACCUUCCCAUUUUCAAAGCCGUCAAAUGGGAGCGAAUCAUUCUUUAUGAAGCAAACAAAAUUAGUGACAUGAACACUGUACGAUUUCAAGCAAUCUGCCAACUCCAAGCAAAAUAUCGUUGGUGUCUCACGGAAAGUCCAAAACAACAAAGCUUGUCGUGUUUUUUGAAGCAGGAGAGUUUUGGAAACGGUUACUCUUUAAAAAACACCGAAAGUGUGAAAAAACAAAACAAUUUUAAAGAGGACACUGUGAAGCAACAAGCUAAUCUGAUUUUUUCAAGCACCGAAUUGAAACUGAAAACUAUGAAAAUUGUUUUGAACACCCGUCAAAAGGAGUUCAUGAAUAGCAUGGCUCAAUGUGAAACUGGACCUACCAAUGAAAGAAUAGCGGCAUACGGGAUGGAAGAAAAUGAAAUAGGAGAGGCAAUUAUCGCAUUUCUUUUAGAACAAAAGUAUAACAGCGAAAGAAAUGAUAUUUUGAUGGGAGAAACUUUAGUGGUUGUAUCAGAUGCAAAAAUGGACAGUUGGUUGAAACAUGUUAAAAAACUUGCAAAAGAGGAUGACCUGAAUAUACACAAUAUCCAUGAAGAGGACCAUAUAUGUGAAAAGGACUAUAUUCGUGAAAAUAAAACCAGCAUGUUCAUCGAAUGGGAACGAAUUAUUUUUUAUGGGUUUUCUCUGCAUUGUGCAUACAAAUACCAGGAAAACCGAUUUCAACUAUAUCCAGAUAAUUGUUGGUACAUAACUGAAGAUAUCACACACCUUUGCUCAGUUCAUUUCUUGGAGGCGAAAGAACGGAGCUUUUUUAGAACCGAAGAAAAUCAUUUCACAUUCCUGACUAGUGCAAUACAAGCAUCAAAAGCUGAUGAAUAUCGUCAAUUUUCCAAUAAUAUGUGGCAAUCAAUAGACAGUUACACUUACGAGUUCUUUGAUAAAAAUUUCGAAAUUUGGCCUGUGAAAAACGAUGAGAGUUUGGAGGAAAUGUAUGAGAUGAUGUGUCUUGGUCUCAGUGGAUCAGCAGCCGCUUUGAUAAUUCGAUUAUGGGUGGAUGUUCACUGGAAUCACAUUGCGUGUGAUUACGAUUCAUUUUUCAUUUCACGAGAUGAGAUGGAUGAUAUUGUUGCUAGGUGGAAAAAAUCGAUUGACUUGAUUGAGGAUGCACAAAUCGAUUUGAUUCGCGAUGUACUUGUUGAAAAGAAAUUAUUGUCUGAACACAUGGUAAUUGUGAAAUUUAGCAAACAAAAAGUUUUUUAAGGAAAACCGGUCAACGGCAAAAAUGCCAAAAAGGGGCAAAUUGGCAGGCUACGGGUAUACAAUUUCUGAAAAACAUGAGACACCAAGUGGUUGUAAUUUUUGACAAAACUUUCACCAAUUUUUAUUCAAAUUCAGAUCAUAUCCUCAAUCUGUAAAACCAUAUUUCUUCCAAAUUUACAGAAUGAACAUGUUAGUGCCACCUUAUCUUCAGAUCACAAAUCGUACAAAAUGUCAUACUUUCAGAAACCUACUUAUUUCUCUACGGAUAUGCACACGUAUAUAAUCUACAACUUCAGCAUGUUUUUGAUCAAGGCGAAAGAAAUGUCGGAACAGAAUCCACCCGAUAUAGUUAUGUUUUGCAACCUCAUUUGGGGUGCAGCUGUUAUUUGCUUAAGAAAGUUCUUUCUGUCCAGAUUCCAACUUGAGGUAUCAAAACCACAAAUACAAGAAAAACUCAUGAAAAUUGUUUUGGAGUCUUUUACAAACGAACCCAUUGUUUGUGGACGUUUAUACGAAGCCUGGGAACACGCAAAACGUUGUUGUAAAAGUGCAUAUACGCUGGGAUAUAUAUGUCAACAGCUAAGAAACAAAAUUCUACAAUUGGUGGGGGACAUGGAAGAAUGCAUCAAUAAAGCCGACAUCGAAAGAAUUAGAAAACAGUUGGAAGUUUCUGAUUUACAGAUAUUGGAGUUGUCAAAAAUGUAUUCAAUGAAUAUUGGGGAAGAACGAUUUUUCUACAAUCGAAUAGCGUGUUGAUAAUAAAUGUUU
Messenger RNA from Caenorhabditis elegans, 3738 nucleotides. RefSeq names its product SNF2 N-terminal domain-containing protein (gene M04C3.1). The record is from RefSeq and is marked reviewed. Lineage: Eukaryota; Metazoa; Nematoda; Chromadorea; Rhabditida; Rhabditidae. The coding region runs from base 88 to 2970 and encodes 960 amino acids. The transcript is spliced from 10 exons. Gene Ontology annotation, molecular function: ATP binding.